This is a messenger RNA of Rotaria sp. Silwood1, 7443 nucleotides long. The record is from the annotation of a GenBank genome assembly. NCBI's taxonomy places the organism in Eukaryota, Metazoa, Rotifera, Eurotatoria, Philodinida, Philodinidae.
AUGGAAUAUUCAAAAGAUACGGAACACAUUCAAUAUAAUUAUAAUAAUAUUCAGAAACUUUUAAGGGUUGAAUUGGAAAAAUCACCUGAACGCUUUUCAAAACCAAUUUAUGUCUUACCUGAUAUUGAUGAUAAUGUCGAAUGUCAAUUGGAACAAGAGCUACUAAACGAAAGCAAAUAUAAUACUGGAAAUCGCAUUAUUCUAAUUCCAUAUCGUUUUGAAAACUCCCACUGGACUGGUAUUUUAAUUGAAUUUCAAGCGACCAAACAAAUUAUACGAGCUGAAUAUAUUGAUCCAGUCAAUGGGUCUAGUUUCGUUCCGGAUAGGUUACAGAAUCAAUUAGCUAAAGUUUACCCAUCUACUGUUCUGCAGACAAAGGAUCUGUUAAAGCACAAUGAUCGAACACAUAGUGCAAGAUUAACCAUUAGAAACUUAUUAGCUGCAGUCGAAAACGAUCAACGUCCACAGAUGCGUCAACCAUACGUGAAUAUUCCAGACGGAAAUGAAACAAGUACAUAUUCAAUUGAAUCAAAAUUACUGCAUUGGCAGCAGAGCAAAAAUACGAUUUCAAAGAAAGGUAAUGGCUAUAGACUUGCUGAUCUAGAACAACAAUUAAAGAACGGACUCGAAAUACUAAAAAUUUCAGACGUAAGUUUAAUACCACAAAAAAUACAGGAAAUAGAAGUACGAAUCAAAAAAUAUGAUGAUGAGGGAAGAAUAGAUGAUAUUGAGAAAGAAGAGAAAUACUUACGGGAACUUCAGGAGUUACAAAAAAUUUCGGAAUUAAUUUAUUCUGAAUCUAUCUCGAGUAUUCCCAAUAAGGAUAACAAGUCAAAUGUGAAUAGAACUGACAAACAAGGUCUUGCAAGUUCAAGUAACAUUAUUGCACUUGAGAAAAACAAACGACUGUCACAUCUGAACGAACUGCGUGAGGAUUCCGUUGCUAUGCCACCUUGUGCUGAAAAAACCAUAUUGGAACUUUUAGAACAUUUUGAACAGAAAUUAUUAGAAAAUUGUCCGUACUCACAAGAACAAAACUCAGUAAUUGAAAUGUUAAGUAAAUUGAAUGAUCAGAUUACAAAGCAAGAUUUAAAUUCAAAAGAGGUUCAAACUAGUCUUCAAAAUUUAAACAUAGCCGUAAAUAGUGGUAAUAGGUCAAGUUCAGUGGAUAUUCUGUACGAACUUAAAAAAAAAAUCAGACCACUGAAUGUACAAGAUAUACAAAGACUCGUCUCUAAAGCGAAAAAGGCUGCUGAAUUAAUCCGUGAUAAAGAUAUUAUUUUGUUAGUAGGUGAAACUGGCAGUGGAAAAUCUACUAUGAUUCACUUUCUUGCAGGUUCUGAGAUGAAGGAGGUGCAAGUGGAAAUUGAACCCGGGAAAUUUUUAGAUCAUAUUACACCAAUUAGACCUGUCAAGAAUCCAGAAUUGAAUAAUGUGACUAGUAGUCCAUUUCACAAAUCAGAAACGCGCUAUAUUACACCAGUUACGAUACAAUUGAAAGAUAUUCUUGGUAGUCAUGAAACUGACGUUAUUACUUUAUGUGACGCACCUGGUUUUAGUGAUACAGCAGGUGUAGAGGUAGAUAUUGUUAAUAGUCUAGGAGUUAUCGAAGCAUUGAAAGGAACUAAAAGUGUCAAGAUACUUGCUUUGUCAAGCUAUCAAAGUUUAGGUGAUAGAGCUAGUCCAGAUCGAUUAGGAGAAGAUGAUAUUCGUGAGUAUAAAGCUGCUGUUGAAUAUCUUCAACAGUGCCAAAUCUUAAAAGAACAUUUAGGAUCAUCUCUAUUAUCACCUGAAACAUUGAUGCAAAACAUCAUUUCCAAUUUAACUGAAGAACUUUUUAAAAGAGCUACAGAUCAUACUUUAGAAGAUAUAGAGAAAUUAGUCGAUGAUAUGGAUGCUAUUCGUAAAAUUCCAGAACUAGAAUCAAAGACUGCUGGGACAUAUUAUCGUACCGUUGAAACAUUGCGUAAUUAUAUGCAGAAAUUGCAAAUAGAAGCAGAGCAAUUACUACUUACUAUAGAUCAUCAGACUGGAACUAUUAGUUAUAGACAUCUCGCACAAUCAUUGUUACGUUUGAAAAACGCAGAAUGGAUCAAUCAUCUUAGUCCAGGAACGUAUGAUACUUUAAUGCGUCGCAUUAAAGAAAAGUUAGUGCAACAUGCUUGUCAAUUGGAAGAUCGCUUGAUGAAUAUAGAUUAUAGUUUGAAAUGUCCAGAUAAUGUUUCUAUUGUGCAAGAAAUUGUUAAAAAAAUUGAAUCUAUGCGGGAUUUAGAGCGUAUUGUUCCAGAACUUGAAAAGCACAGACAAAGUGUACUCCAACGAUUUUUACAAUGUACACAGACAGUCUUUGAUUGUAUACAAACGACUUUUAAUUUACAAGAUAAAGAUGUUUAUCUAAUAAAACAAGAGUUGAAAAAUCUCGAAGAAAUUAAAAAAGGAUGUAAUGAUUUACAUCCAGCUCGUAUAUUUUUACGGAAACACAAUUAUUCUGAUAUUAUUAUGCUGAAUGGUGAGAUUGAAGAGUUAAAAACUAGGCAAAAAGGUGCAUUUCAAAUAGCAGAAACUGAACAACAUGACAUGAAGUAUACGUUAGAAAAUUUAAAUUCAAUUGUUCGAGAAUAUAUGAAUUUAUAUCCUUCAGAGACAGAUCGAGGUGUAACUGGAGAACUGUCGGACAUGCUAGGAAGAGCAUUGCACGGUAAAAGUACACAGGCAGAGAGUUAUUUAAAGACGAUAGGAUAUUCAAGUAUCGAUGUUGUGCGCGAAAAGAUUGCAGAGACCGAAAAAAGUUAUCGUAACAAAUUACAAUGGAGUACGAAGCAAAAUGAAGAAUUAAGUAUUUCUUUAAGUCGUCUUGAAUCAAUAAAAGAAGAGCACGACUCAUUAUUAGCUACACGUAAUUUAGUAUCUUCUGAAGAAAUAAGUUUCCUUCGAGAAAAAGGAUUCAAUAGUUAUGAAUUACUUGACGAAAAUAUACAAGAGAAGACGAGAAUUAUUGGUGAACGUGGAAAAAAUAAACAAUCAUUCCAUUUUAGCGACAGAAUAGACGCGUCUACAGCAAAUAAUGCGUUGGUGUAUUUAAGUCAAUGCGAAAAAGUAGGCCAUCAUUGUGUAAAAGAAAGUGCAGCUGAUACUCAUGAAAUUUUGAAAAACUAUUUAAGUGAAUACGGUAAUUUUCUUAAUCAAGAAAUAAGUAAAAAAUCCAACUAUAUAAUUAGUAUUGACGCUGAAGGAGGUCGUUUUCAAUAUUCUCAAGAUUUAGAAAUGCGUUUACAAGAGUUAUCAUCUCUUAGUAGAUUUCCGCAUGUUUUUGAAUGUAUUGAUGGACUUGCGAAAGUAAAUCAUUGGCAUCGAGAAUUUCUUGAAUAUCAUCGUAUUCUGGGUGAUAAAAUGAAAGCAUAUGAAGAUGAUAAAAGACAUAGAGAUAGUGGCAACACCAUAGAGUACAUGUCAAAAGGAGAUUAUGCCAAUGCAGAUAUAGAAUUAUCUGAUAUUGAUGAUAAUCUUUUAAAUCCAAGAGAUAAAGCUCAAAUUGAGCAUGAUCUACAAAGUUCUUUAAAUAAGUUGAUAAAUAAUACUAAAAGUAUUGCAAAUUGGCUUGAUGGGAAAAUUGAACGAGAGGAAGAUAAUCGAUCCCAAAUAAAAGAAAUAAAAGAAAAUAUUGAUAAAAUUCGAAUUGCUUCAAAUAAACACCGUAUAAUGAAUCUACUUGAUGGUGGAACUCGAGAUGUUCUUCAAAAUUUUGAUAAAGAAAUAAAUGAAAUUUUAUCUAGAAUUAUUUUAAGAGGACUUAGAUCUAUUGAAACAUUUAUUGAUGCUGACAGUUUUUCUGAAGCUGAACAAGGAAUGGAAAAUCUUAGUCGAGUACAACGUGAAUUAGCAGGUUAUUAUAUAUCACAAAGUGUUAAUGAAAAAUGUGAAGAACUAAGAGAAAGAAUAAAUCUUAUAGUUAGUGAAAUUUUGAAAAAAACUGACUUUACAGAUGUCAACAAUUAUUCUGUUAAUCCACCUAAAGAUCUAUUAGCUAAAUUAAAAAUGGUUGCAUCACAUGGUAGUGCUAGAUUUAUUCAAGCUUAUCAUUCAAUAUUAGGAAAAGUUAAACAAAGUUUUAGUUUAGCUAUAAAUGAAGUACGUAAUGCACCAUUACAUGAACGUUAUGUAAAAAUACGUUUAUUAAAGUAUGCAUUAUGUUUUUUACCGGAAGAUUUGCAAAUCUAUUUCAAUUUACAAAUCGGUGAAUUGAGCAAGUUAAUUACCGAAGAGGAGAAAGCACAUAAACAACAUCUCGAAACAUUGCUGGCAAAUAUGGAUGACGAUGAACAUUCUAUCACAGAAGUAGGGUCACUAGCUGAGCAGUAUAAAAAACAAAACUUGAAUGAUCUUUUUAAUAAAUUACGUGAACAAAGUUUAAAGAAACUGCACAUUUAUCGAACGAACGUGCAGACUUGUUUAGAUAAACAAGAUAUACAAUCCGCUGUUUCUAUUGUCAAGAUAAUAUUCAAAUAUGAAAGAUCUCUCGGUACCUAUAUUCCAGAAGUAACAGAAAUAUACAAUAGCGUUCAUAUUCUAAUAAUAAAAGGAUUUUCAUAUUGUUGUGAAACUCUUGCUAAUAUAUCUUCGACUGAACAAACACGAUUAAUAGAAAAAGCAUUUAGUGAUAUUCUUGUUUAUCUAAAAUUUUCUGAUACAUUCAAUAAAAGAGACGAAGAAUUCUUUUCAGAAAAUGAAUUAAAAAAUGCAGAAGAUGCAUUUCAGAAAAUGUCUCAAUAUUUAUACAAAAAUUCAAGAAAAUUUCAAUCUGCUCUAGAAGAAAUGAACAUCAUUGAAUUAUAUAAAGUUAUGUUAAUAUCGAAGAAAUGGGAUAAACUUUUACAAAACAUUAGGCAAUGUCAAUUGAAACAUAAAUUAGUAAAAAAAUUAUUCGAAGAAAUUAAAAGAAUUAUUUCGCACACAGAUAUGAUUUGUGAACUUGAAAACAUGGUGAUUCAACUAAAGAAUCAAUUAAAUGUUGAACUCGUUAGUGAUGAAACAACGAAAUUUGAAAUUAAACGCGAAGAAUUUUUUAGUAAAUUAACGAGAAUAAUCAAAAUAUUAAGAGAGAUUAAUCUGAAAUUUAAAGAUAUUUUAUCAUCAACAUUAUAUGUAGAUAAAUUAGCAGAUCUUGAAAAGAAAGUCGAAAGAAUUAGUGAACAAUUACUUGCUAAAGCAUCAAGAAAAGAACUUUCUUCUAAAGAUGCUGAUGAUUUUCGUACGUAUUAUAAUCAUCUUUUAUCAUUUGAAAAGUAUGUACGUAUUCCAGAAAUAAAAAGUAUUCGAUUGGUUUUAGAUCAAUCAGAAGAAAAAAUUCUUGAAAAAGUAAUAAAUUUACGUAAAGAAAUUAUCGAGUCUUCUUCAGAUGCUGUAAAAGUUUGUAAAAUGUUAAUUAAGAUGAAAUUUUUUGCUGAAAAUUUAUCAAUGUUUGAUACAAAUAUUAACACAGAAAUUGAUGAAACUCUUAAAAUUUAUAAAGAAGAAAAAGGUAAUCUAGGUAUGACAAGUUUAACUUUAGAAUUAGAAAAAUCAGACGUAGGUGGUCGAAUAAUUAAUGAACAUUCGUGUUUUAGUGGAGAAGAUUGUCGAAUACGACGAGAAAAAAUGCAAAAACAGGAUAAUCUGGAAUAUGUACUAAAUGAAUUAACUGGAGACGAUAUUUCGAAGAAAGUUUUGAGAUCACGUUACGAAACUUUUAAAGAAAAAUAUGAUAAAUUAGUGUCUAAUAACCUAAAUUUUUUCAAUCAGAGCAUUAAUAAAGAACCAGAUGUCGAGGUAUUAGUUGUACAAAUCAAACAUCUUGUUGGAACAAUAACUCAUACAUCUAACUCUGUUACUUGGCGUCGUUCCUUUAGAGACGAAAUUCCUGAUCUUUUAGCGCAUAUUUUCGCUGUUUGGACUUUACAAAAUACCAAACAUUAUAAUACGAUGCGUGGUAUCGAAGCAGCACAGUCUUAUUUAUUGAUGCCACAUGUUGGUCAGGUUAUUGCUAUUUUUCGUCUGCUUGGUAUUGGUUACGAGAAUUACAAGAAAAUCAUAGGACAUAAGGUACCUUUCACAAGAAAAAUUUCAGAUGAUUUAAUUAAUAAUUUAGUGCAAGUAGGUACAGGUGAAGGUAAAUCAGUUGUGAUGGCAAUAACUGCUUGUGUUUUUGCUCUUACCGGAGUAGAUGUAAACUGUUCAUGUUAUAGUGAAGUCUUAAGUGCGCGAGAUAAGAAUGAUUUUGCUUCAGUUUUCCGAGCACUUGGAAUAGAAGAACGUAUUGAAUAUGGUACUUUUAAUAAAUUAUGUGAACAAUUAUUGAAUGAACAAUGUAAUGUCCGAGAAAAAGUACGUGAUAUGAUUGCAACUAAUCAAAGUACGCUUCCUGCAACUGAUACAUCAGUACGUAUACGUCCAAAAGUAUUGUUGAUUGAUGAAGUAGAUGUUUUUCUAAGCGAUAAAUAUUAUGGUGGAAUGUAUAUACCAUCUGUAUAUUUGAAAGAUCCUUCCAUAAAGAAAUUAUUAGAUUCCAUUUGGCAAGAUAAGAGUUUAAAAACAUUAAAUAGUGUAAAAGCUCUGCCAGCGUAUAGAACUUGUGCAACUAAAUAUAGUAAUUGGAUUUUUCUUUUCGAUGAAGCCAUAAAAGAUAUGCUAGCUGCUUUAAAAUCGUUUCAAUCAUCAACAUAUAUCGUACAGAGUGACAAGAUUGUUUAUGUCGAAGGUGAAUCUAUAGUAGAUAAUGUCGUUCGUGGUUAUGACACAAUUUGGGCAUAUUAUCGUGAAGAAGAAAGAGAUAAUAUUAGUCAGAGUAGUCUAAAUGAUAAUGUAGGCAUUAUUUUAAAUUGUGGAACAUUUUCUUACGCUGAAAUGCCUUAUGACUUUGAGUAUAUUGCUGGUGUUACCGGUACUUUGAUAACACUUGCGAAAGCAGAAAAAGAUAUAUUAGAAAAAGUGUACAAAGUUCACAAAAUGACGUAUAUGCCAUCCGUAUUUGGAAGUAGUAAUCGUACUUAUAAUCCGAGAACUGAUGUGCGUGCAGUAAAGGAUAGUGAAUAUUUUAUGGAAAUUCGUGAAGAAAUUAAUGCGGUAUGUCAUGCAAGUCGUGCGAUUCUUGUGUUUUUCGAAUCUGAAGAAAAACUAAUAACAUUUUAUAAUUCCUCUGAAUUGUCUUCUAUAAAACACGAUGUACAAAUUAUAACAGAAAAAGUUUCUGUAAAAGAAAGAGAGCUAUGCAUUAAACGAGCAGCAACAGUUGGUAAAGUUACACUAUUAACUCGAACAUUUGGACGAGGAACUGAUUUUAUAUGCCGUAAUCAACAGCUCUUAUUGAAUGGUGGUAUUCAUGUACUUCAGACAUUUUUUUCAGAAGAAUUAUCUGAAGAAUAUCAAAUUAUGGGGACCCAGAAUCGUCUACCCGUAGCCGUACACUAA